GGCGGGGCGAGCGGAAGGUUGUGUGUUUCGGUCGAAUGUCUCGGCGUUCGGAGGAAGAGGAGGCCUCGGCGGCACGUGGCGGAGGGGCCCCCUUCUGGGCAGCGUGAGUCCUGGCCUCUGGGAAGGGGAUGAUGGGAGAUGUAGUCCCUUGAAGGGUGCAGUUGCUGAGUAUCUGAAAAAAUGGCGCUACGCCUCCGCACCUUACUGCCAUUUGCCAUACCUGGGGUGCUGGCGCUCAUUGGAUGGUGGUGGUUCUCUUCACGUAAAAAGGAGCGCGCCAGCAACCACGACAGGCAAGACGCAGCCAGCUUGGAAGAGCACAGAAUAUGCUCUGCCAAAAAGGAGUCUUGCACUAGAGAAGACCCACAGUCAAACAAUGAACUCUUGUUGCCUCUGGAAGCCAAACAGCCUCCUCAGUCAACCUUGGUCUUUCAGCCUUUGGUAGAAGUGCCGGCACCUUCUUCUCCAGAACCCCAGGCUUGGUGCUUGGAUCCUUCCAAAAGGGACCUUCCUGUUCCUCCAAAAACGGCCGUCAACUUCGACGCGCUUCGGGACGAGAGUGAAAAACUCAAAGCAUCGAUGGGAUGUCGAGGUAUGUUUGCAUCUCAUGCGCUUGAGUCCUCCUUUUCAGAUUCACAAAAAGCAAACGUCAGUGCGGUAGAAAGUACUGCGGAGGGGAAGGUGGAUUCCACGCAAGUUGCAGACCAGGUACCGCUGGCGACUUUUAUGACCACACUUCUGGCGGAGUCGUUUCGAUUGGAGAAAUCGGGGCAUAAUAGUGAAGAGCCAAUAGACCAGAACAACUCAAAAGAAGGCCGGUAUCCUGAGGUUGCUGUGAGUACUGGCUCUUCGCCCAUUCCCUGCUCUGUUGUGGCGCAUGAAGCCGUUCCUGAAGCCACACUAGACGUUACUGAAACAGAAGAGAUGAAUGGUGGUGUUGUGGUUGAGGUGGAGACUGCUGGCACUGGGUUGCCUGCUAGUUUGCGCGCAGAACCAGCUGGCUCAAGAUUGUCCGAGGAAGUAGAGACGUCCAGUUCCAACGCUGGUAGCAUGUUGAAGCACCCCGGGUUUGGAGAUGGUGGACAGAAGGGCAGUUUGGAGAAGGAAAGGAUAGGUGGCAUCACCUUGGACAAGGAGGAAGUUGAGAAAAUUGAGCAGGUGGCCAUACAUAUAAUUUCCAACGUCAUCCGAGCAGCCACUGAGGAAGUACUGUCCGGGUCGGUCAACGACGUGUCCGACAGGAUCUGUCAAAUGGCCAGUCGUGUUGACAAACCCAUGCGUACGAGUGGUGUUGGCUCGGAAGAAUCCAGCCUGAUGAGUGAGUGUGCAGCUGAGAAGGUUGCAACGGUUGAGCUGUCUCCCCUCCUAGAAGAAAACAUUGGUCAUCCGACAUUCUCCAGUCACUUGACGCAUGGUCUCCUGGCAAACCCUGCUCAUGCGCAGCCCAGGGACUCCGUAUGUACUGUGCAGCCCCCUAGCGACCCCGCUGUGGCUGCAGACCACGAGGAGGAGUUUGAAGAUAUCCAUACGGUGACGGAAGAUUCCGGUUGCAGCGCUUGCGCCUCUGAAGACGGGACUAGCGCAGAGGACCUUUUGAGACCCCCUUUGUCUCCUGCAUUGCGGCAAACCCUGGAUCUGUUGAACAUGCCCACACUCAAAGACUUGGAGCAGAACUCGGCGUCGAGCCAAAAACCCUCCUCCCCUACGCUAGCCGAAAACAAGGUGCCAUACAGCAAUGGGGUGCUGAAAGAGGAUGGCGCACCUCUGGGGCAUGAGCAGACGUGGCCAGGAGAAGCAGACGGAGACCACUCAGGAGGCUCAGAUGUAAAUAGCAUGGAUUCCGUGGACAGUGGCUGCGCCCUCCGAAAGAAUGGCAGCUGCCAGAACGCAAAGACGGGAGCAGACUCCAAUAAGACGGAGCUGAUAAUCUGGGAGAUAGAAAUACCAAAGCAUUUAGUCGGACGCCUGAUAGGCAAACAAGGGAGGUCCGUGAGCUUCCUGAAACAAGUCUCUGGUGCCAAAAUCUACAUUUCCACGGUACCUUACACUCAGGAUUUCCAGAUCUGCCAUAUAGAAGGUUCUCAGCAAAAUGUUGACAAAGCACUGAGCCUGAUUGGGAAGAAGUUCAAAGAUCUGAGUCUCACCAACAUCUACUCACCGCCUCCUCCUUCGCUGCCUUUGCAUUCCCUCCCUAUGACCUCCUGGCUCAUGCUUCCCGAUGGGGUCACCGUGGAAGUGAUCGUGGUAAACCAGGUUAAUGCUGGACAUCUAUUUGUACAGCAACACACCCACCCAACUUUCCAUGUCCUUCGCAGUCUAGACCAGCAGAUGUACCUCUGCUAUUCCCAACCCGGAAUUCCAACCAUGCCAACCCCAGUGGAAGUUGGCGUUGUUUGUGCUGCGCCAGGCGUGGAAGGGGCCUGGUGGCGGGCGCAAGUGGUUGGAUACUUCAAAGACACCGGCGAAGUGGAAAUCAGAUACGUGGACUACGGCGGGUAUGAGAGAGUCAAGAUUGACACGCUCCGGCAGAUCAGGUCUGACUUUGUAACACUACCUUUCCAAGGGGCAGAAGUCCUGCUGGACAACGUAGUUCCACUUCCAGAUGAUGAUCACUUUUCAUCUGAAGCAGACGCAGCUGUUAGUGAAAUGACCAGGGGUACCCCUCUGCUAGCACAGGUUACAAAUUAUGACAAUGCAACAGGCUUGCCGCUAAUACAGCUGUGGAGCAUGCUAGGAGAUGAGCUGGUGUCUAUCAACAGAACCUUGGUGGAGCGAGGCUUCGCGCAAUGGGUCGAAGGCUACUAGAAGCAUCCUUAGCUGUUUGUUCCGGACUAGUCUUCCCUGUUCUCUCCCUCUUCCCACCGCCUUAUCCGUUCCUUUCUUUCUCUCCAAUUUUUGGCACUUGUUUCGAAAUUGGGUUUGGCAAUUCUCCUUCCUCCCUUCACUCUCUCUUUCUCUCUGUCUCUCUCAAUGGCCUGUUGUGAUGCAUUCACCUGGCAAAACCAACCAUUUUAUAUGGCAUACCUCAUCUUUGGCAGGAAGGCUUGGAGCUGAACCAGAAGCCAUAAAGAUAAAUUGCAGCUUUGAAAAAAGCUUAUCUCUCUCACUUUUUCUUUCUUUCUCUCUUUCCCCCCACUUUUCUGACCUGGGUCCAAAAGUGACGUUAAAAAAAAAAAGAAGAAAAGAAAAAAGGAAAGUAGUAGUAAAUGAAUUAAAAAGAUAAUUCUCUCUCCGGAGAGUUGUCAAACUAUUGCUCGCUCGCACCCCAUUUCCCUUUUGACUACUGCCUUAACAUUAAAAUGACUUGAUCUGAAAGCUGAGUUUUGCUUCCAGAUCUCCCCCCCCCCCCAAAAAAAAAUUUAUAUGUAUAUAUAUAUAUGUAUUUAAAAGAUUUGAAUCGCGGGAGCAUAUCAUGCACUUGAUAGCAGUUCUGUGCUUCCCAACAGCAGAAAGAUAGCGUUGUUCACCUUUGGAUGUGGGCAGCCGAAAGGCGGAAUUAAAAAAGGACGCCGCUCCUUGCGGCGCAUAUAGCGUUGGCUUUGUUCUUAAGUAAGGUUCGUUUUGCGCAAGAGGCGACGCCACUUCGCAAACCACCUUAAAAACCACACGACGAAGCGAACCGCCACAGCUCCGGCCCGUUUUUUUCUUAACCUCCCCGGAUCAUGCUUAAAAAACAUCCGAUCGCCAAGCCUGAUUGUAAUUCAUAACUUGUUUUCUAUCCGUGCAAAAAAAAUAAAAAUAAAAAUGAUAAAAUAAAAAUAAAAAACCCCUGUGUAAAUAUAUAUAUUUAAAAAGCAAAACAAAACACAGACGUUGUAAUAUUUUGUACAAGAAUAAAAAUUAAUUAAUUAAUAAUAAUAAUAAUACCGGGGAACUUAGAAAGGGAACGUCAAACAGGGAAAAAAGGGGGUCCUGUUAUUCCAUACCGAAAUGUCCUCUGUAGGUUAAAAAACGGUUUUCGCGGUGUAUCAUGUAUAGGAUGGCAUUUUCCCCGCUAGCUUUUGCUGUAUGGUAGGAAUUUGGCGACCGAUGGACUCUUUUGCUGUACAGAUCUGACUAUACAAAGGGAAAAGAAGAAGUGACAUUUGGAAUUGAUAUUGCAGUGGUGUGUCUCUCCGUUAUUUUUUUUGGUUUUGGUUUUUGUUUUGUUCCUUUUUAGAUUGGUUUCAAAUGUGGAUUUGGAAAAGAAAAAAAAACCAAGUAAUUUAAAACCUAAUUUAAUACUAUUAAAAUACCAAUGAAUUCAAAGACG
Messenger RNA from Sceloporus undulatus (fence lizard), 4252 nucleotides. It is a transcript of the gene AKAP1, whose product is annotated as A-kinase anchoring protein 1. The record is from RefSeq and is a predicted model, not a curated record. NCBI's taxonomy places the organism in Eukaryota, Metazoa, Chordata, Lepidosauria, Squamata, Phrynosomatidae. The transcript is spliced from 11 exons. Gene Ontology annotation, molecular function: RNA binding. The coding region runs from base 181 to 2805 and encodes 874 amino acids.